Messenger RNA from Closterium sp. Naga37s-1, 2268 nucleotides. NCBI's taxonomy places the organism in Eukaryota, Viridiplantae, Streptophyta, Zygnematophyceae, Desmidiales, Closteriaceae. The record is from the annotation of a GenBank genome assembly.
AUGACGCGACCCGCGACGACGAUCGCGCAGCUGAUGCUCAUCCGCGCGUGCCACGGCGAGGCGCUCCGCCGCCACAGCCUCGGCACCGCGCUCGGCUUGCGCACGCGGCGCGGAAUACUCACGGAUAUCCCCGCUAUAGUCGUCUUCGUUCCAAGGAAGGUGCACGAGGAGUGGCUGCUGCCGGCGCAGAAGCUUCCGAGGAAGCUGCAGGGGCCGGGCGGGUACGAGUGUGAUGUGGACGUGGUGGAACUGACCAAUCAGAGCGGCGGCAGCAGCAGCAGCAGCCCGGGCGCUGCGGGCCACGUGGCAGGUGACGUGGCAGGCGCGGUGGGAGUGGCAGCAGACGUAGCUAUUAUAGAUAACCCGCUGGUGGAGCAGCUGAGGGGGAGUGGCAGUAAGAUCGGGCCGGGGUCGCAGAUUGCAAGCGAGGAGGUGUAUGGAACGCUGGGAGCGAUUGUUAAAAAAGCCGGCAGGAGCAACAGCAGUGGCAGCAGUAGCGGUGGCGGUGGCGGCGGCGGCGGCGGCGGCGGUGGCGGUGGCGGCGGCGGCGGCGGCGGCGGCGGUGGCGGCGGUGGCGGCGGCGGUGACCAUGGGAGGACGAGCGGCACUGGUGGGAUGAGCAGCAGUGUUGGUGGGAGCAGUGGUUGUCUUGGGGUGGGGUUUCUGGCGGCUCGCCACGUGGCAGUUGACUUGGACCAGCCGAAGCAGAAGCUGUUUCACCCCCUGCCUGCGUCGCUUGGUCCGGGAAGGUUCUUAGGCUCGGUGGAACGAGCCUUGCCGUUUGCCUCGGACCACGCGUGGUUCGGCGUGUUCGCCAACAUGAACCCAGACUCGUUUGUGCGCACUGACGGCGCGUACGUUUCUUUCCAUGAGGAGUUUGACCUAUCAGUUGUGACAACGCAAGUGGCGGGAAUCGGCCCUAUUGGUCCCCCCCGCCGCAUCGACCUAUCAGACGACAUUUGUAGUGUGGUGGGACAGCACGUGUGGAAGGUGGGCAGCGCAUCAGGGCUAACCCAGGGCACCAUAGCAGCAUAUGCAGUGGAGCACAGAGAGGGAGAGACGUCCCUCUUCACAGACCUCCUUAUUGUGGGCCGGGACGGCCAUGCAUUUGAUUGCAGCAGCCGGCAUCAGGGCAGUGUUGUUGUCUUGCUGCGCUCUGGGCGGCGACAGGCUCGGCCCAUAUUUGCUGCUGCACCUGCUGCGCGGGUAGUAGUGCAGCGCAUAGAGCCCAUGCCUCUGGGAAAACUCUCCCUCAACCUCUCCGGCUUCCCAGAACCUUCCUCUGCCUCCACUCCCUCUCCAACCCCUCCUCCUCUCUCCUCCUUUCCUCCCUCACUCUCCCAAGCCGUCUCCCCCUCUCUCUCCGCCCUCACCUCCUCUCUCCAAACCCUCCUCCCAGCCACCCACACUCUCCCGCUCUCCCUGGACAAUCUUAACUCGCGCCGCCUCACGCCCCACAAGGACUAUACCUCGGACAGGCUAGUCUCUGGCGUGCUGCAGCUGCCAGCAGGGACCCACCUAACUCUUGACGAGACGGCUUUAAAGCCGGGAAGGGUGACGGCGCUAGGGAGUCAGAACCUGCAGGCACUUAAAGAGCAAUUGGAGUGGCAAAAAGUGGAUUACGAUUUUCAAUACUAUAAGAUGGAGAUGCAGAGUGAUGUUCCCGUGCUCAUUCUCUCGCACGCCACGUCACGCCUCCUGCCUGCUGACGUCAGCUUGCCAGUGCGGUGCACGGCGCCACCUCAGCCUGUCCGUGAGGACGAGCCGGAGGUCGCCACUUGGCGGCGGUACAUUGGCUGCUGCCGGCUGCUGGAUCACGAGAUUAAGGAGGACAUGCGGGAGGUGCGUGGCAUGCGGGAGGUGCGUGGAAUGCGGGAGGUGCGUGGCAUGCGGCUGCAAAGGAGAGAGCCUUUUCAUGAGUGCGGGUUUGAGGCCCUUCUAAAGGACGGCAUGCGGGAGGUGCGGGUGCUGUGUUUGCAGAUAAGACAGCGUGUGUAUGAGUGUGGUGCAGAUGAGAGUGGAUGCAUGCGAGUGUGUACGUGGCUGUUGGAGCACGAGAUGAAGGACGGCAUGCGAGAGCAAGUGGAGAGGGAACUUGUGGCAGCGCGCCAGCAGGACCCCUCUCUCGACUCCGAUACUUUCCACCGGUGGCUCACGUUGGCUCGCCUGGCAGCAGCAAGCUUUGGAGAGAGGGAGCUCUCGAGGGAGAGGUGGCAGGCAGUGAGGGACCUGGAGCGCACUAGAGAGGCUCGUAACCGAGUGGUGUAG